Molecule: messenger RNA, 1365 nt
Organism: Rhagoletis pomonella (apple maggot)
Lineage: Eukaryota; Metazoa; Arthropoda; Insecta; Diptera; Tephritidae
Gene: HSPBAP1
Product: HSPB1-associated protein 1
Exons: 3
Coding region: 30-1256 (408 amino acids)
Molecular function (GO): 2-oxoglutarate-dependent dioxygenase activity
Source: RefSeq, a predicted model, not a curated record
GUUCUUAAAAUUUCUAAUCAGCUCUCGAAAUGGCGGCAGUUUCUCCAAAUUUCGAUGCGGAAGCACUAAAAUUGCGUACAGUGAUUUUGAAUGCCCGGAAACCGCUUGUGCUACGUAAUUUUAAAAUGAACUGGAAAUGUUUUGAUCAAACCAUAGAAGGUUGGUGUUCACAACACGACGACGAGGUUAAUUCGCCUAUUGAAUUUGAGAUAAUGGCCUACAGCCGAGGCAAUCCAACGCCGCAUUGGGAACGGAACAGAAAAUCCAUUCAUAUGACAUUAAAAGAGUUUUUAGAAAAACAAAAAACAACAAAAUCAGAUGAAUGUUGGAUUGGUCUGAACUAUAAGAGAGUAAAGAAUUUACCAACUCUACUUCAAGAUGGAAUUGAUUUUUCAAAGUUAGGUUUUAGCGAAGCUACGGCUGAAUGCAACUAUUGGCUGUGCUCAGCACAAACGAACACGCCAUGCCACUACGACACCUACGGAUGCAACAUUGUAGUGCAAGUUUAUGGAAGAAAGUCAUGGCUGCUUUACCCUCCAAAAACACCGCUAACUUGCACGCGAAUACCAUAUGAGGAGUCUAGCAUUUAUUGUGAGGAAAACAUUUUUGCACCAAAUGCUGAAGAACUACAGCAGUUAUCUCAUUUCCAUAAUUCGGCUUACAGAUGUAUAUUAAAUCCAAAUGAUGUGCUCAUUGUACCCAAACACUGGUGGCAUUAUGUAGAGGCCAUGGACGUCUCAUUGAGCAUUAACUAUUGGAUCCCUUUGGAGAAUGACAUAGAAGAUCAAUUGAAAGAAUGUAUUGUUAAGAUUUUAGUUGAGCGUUUUGUGCUCUGCAGCAGUAAACACGAGCAAAACUUAAUACUUAAUCCCAAUCAAGUAGAUGAAAUACAAGGUGAUCCAGAAAUCUUUGAAAUUUUAAAUUAUUUGUAUGAAAACUCUAAACCUUAUUGUCCGAAACCAAAAUCCCAACGACUCAAUGUUACACGAUGCCGUUACCAGUGCUUAGAUGAAAAUGAGUGGCAAGAACUGGUAAAAGAACUACCGAAAGGAAUGGUGGAAUGUCUUACACUUAUGCCCAAAGAAGAGUAUGAGAGUUUGCUUGAUAAAAAUAGUCAGCGGCUUAAAUCGGGAAAAGAAACAACUGCAGUUCCUAAUAUUUUAAGUCACAUUAAAAAAGCAUUAAUAAACAGUGUUUGCGAUCCUCUCGUAAUAGAAAAUAUUAAGAGCGAGUUUCUGAAACGUUAUAAAUUGUGAACAACUACUGUUUUAUAUCAUUAUCGGUAAAACAAGCAGGACUGUUUAAAGAUUAACAUGAUGUUUUAAUUUAUUUUUUAUAAUUUUCAAAAGUCCAUAUAUUUAUAUA